Messenger RNA from Protopterus annectens (West African lungfish), 6827 nucleotides. RefSeq names its product misshapen like kinase 1 (gene MINK1). The transcript is spliced from 35 exons. Gene Ontology annotation, biological process: protein phosphorylation. Gene Ontology annotation, molecular function: ATP binding; protein kinase activity. NCBI's taxonomy places the organism in Eukaryota, Metazoa, Chordata, Ceratodontiformes, Protopteridae. Bases 419 to 4330 code for a protein of 1303 amino acids. The record is from RefSeq and is a predicted model, not a curated record.
ACGGAGUUGUCGUUGCUGUGCGCGCGCUGUAGGUAGGCAGAGCUGCACGGAGGAGCGGCCUGAUUGAGGUGACUAAAGGCAACUGUGUAGGGGCGGGGCAAGAGUUACCGUCGACACUGUGAGUCAACUGAGAGAGGAACAGCAACAGGGCAAGGAUUCCUUGGGAGUGGAGAACUUGGCAACUUGCCUGCAGAUAGCCAUACCAUAGCAGACCAGAAGGGGUUGGGUUGUUGACCCCCAUAGCGGGCGGCCUGAACGUUCAUGACAUGGGGGAGGAGGAGCUAGGAACCGCCAGCGCCUGGCACUAAGAGUCGCCGCAGUACCAGGAGAGAGGGAGAUAGAUUGCCAGCCCGUUCCCUCACUCGCCGGGGUUACCGGCGUAAAUCCGAACGGCGGGGCACUGCCUACCUUGCCGAAGAUGGCCGACCCCGCGCCGGCCCGAAGCUUGGACGACAUCGACCUGUCUGCACUGAGGGACCCAGCAGGCAUUUUUGAGCUGGUGGAGGUGGUUGGCAAUGGAACGUAUGGGCAGGUACAUAAGGGUCGACAUGUCAAGACAGGACAGCUGGCUGCUAUCAAAGUCAUGGAUGUUACUGAGGAUGAGGAGGAAGAAAUCAAGCAAGAAAUUAAUAUGUUGAAGAAGUACUCCCAUCACAGGAACAUAGCCACAUACUAUGGUGCCUUUAUCAAGAAAAGCCCUCCAGGCCACGAUGACCAGCUCUGGCUAGUAAUGGAGUUUUGUGGAGCUGGUUCAGUCACGGACUUGGUGAAAAACACUAAAGGGAAUUCGUUGAAGGAGGACUGCAUCGCCUACAUCUGCAGAGAAAUCCUACGAGGUUUGUCUCAUCUCCAUGCACACAAAGUUAUACAUAGAGACAUCAAAGGGCAGAACGUGCUACUGACUGAGAAUGCAGAGGUGAAAUUAGUUGACUUUGGUGUAAGUGCACAGCUGGAUCGGACGGUGGGGAGAAGGAAUACUUUCAUUGGCACGCCGUACUGGAUGGCACCAGAAGUGAUUGCCUGCGAUGAGAACCCAGAUGCCACCUAUGAUUACAGGAGCGAUAUAUGGUCUUUGGGAAUUACAGCUAUUGAAAUGGCAGAGGGAGCCCCACCCCUGUGCGACAUGCACCCAUUCAGAGCUCUCUAUGGGUCGGAGGUCUCACCACCUCCUAAAACGAAAAAACACAAGGAAAAAUGGAGUAAAAAGUUUAUAGAAUUCAUUGAAAAUUGCUUGAUAAAAAAUUAUACAAGUAGGCCUACAACAGAACAGCUCUUGAAGCAUCCACUCAUCCGUGACCAGCCAACAGAGAGACAGGUUCGAAUCCAGCUCAAGGAUCAUAUUGACAGAGCACGCAAGAAACGAGGAGAAAAAGAUGAAACAGAAUACGAGUAUAGUGGAAGUGAAGAGGAGGAGGACAGUCAUGGAGAGGAAGGGGAACCCAGUUCGAUUGUGAACAUUCCUGGGGAGUCCACUCUACGUCGGGAGUUCCUGCGUCUCCAACAGGAAAACAAAAACAACUCUGAAAUUAUCAAGCAACAGCAGCAACUGGCAGUCCAGCGCAGGGACCCAGAGGAGCACAAGAAACAGCUAUUGCAUGAAAGACAAAAACGAAUUGAAGAACAAAAGGAGCAGAGGCGUAGAUUGGAAGAGCAACAGCGUCGAGAUCGAGAGCUGCGCAAGCUGCAAGAGAAAGAACAGCAACGCAGAAAAGAAGAAAUGCAAGCAAUGCGACGAGAGGAGGAGCGCCGUCAAGCUGAGAGAGAACAGGAGUACAAGCGGAAGCAGCUGGAAGAGCAGCGGCAGUCUGAGAGGCUUCAGAGACAGCUUCAGCAGGAACAUGCAUACUUGGUGUCCCUUCAGCAACAGCAGAAACAGCAGCAGCAGCAGGACAAGAAGCCACUGUACCACUACAAGAACAUGAACUCUGCUGACAAACCAGCUUGGGCCCGGGAGGUGGAAGAACGCUCCAAGUUGAACAGGCAGAAUUCUCCUAGCAUUAAGGCCAAAAUGGGCACAACCAUGUCUGAUCCUGCCUUGCAGUCACGGUCAGAGUCAAUAUCAAUCAAUUCAGCACCAGCAUCGCAGACACCCCCUAUGCAACGUCCAGUGGAACCCCAAGAACUUCAGCCCAAGUGUCAGGUUGCCCAACUCGUCCCUUUGAAGCCGUAUGCUGCCCCAGUGCCAAGGUCACAGUCCCUGCAAGAUCAGCCAACUAGGAACCUUGGUGCAUUCCCAGUUCAUGAGCCUGUGCCAACAGCGCCUCGAGGGGAAAUGGUACGCCAGAACUCGGACCCCACCUCCGAGACUCCAGUGCCGCCUCCCCGUACUGGAAACAAAGAUGAGAGAGGACCCUGGGUCAGAAUGAAUGAGGCGGACGUUCCACCCAAGGUUCCACAGCGAACAACGUCUAUAGCAACAGCUUUGAAUAGCAGCGGUUCUACUGGAAACAGACAUAUACAGGCAAUCCGAGCAAGCAACCCAGAUCUACGUAGAAGUGAACCUGGCUGGGAACGAUCAGAAAGCAUUUCCCUAACAACUAAUCAAAAUUUACCACAGACUGGUUCUUUAGAGAGGAACCGAAUUGGAGCCCCUCCCAAGAUUGAAGGAUCUCCAGUGCUUUCUCAAGAGAAUAAAGGAAAAGAGGAACCACGAUCUACAUUCCGACCAGGAAGGCCUGCGAGUUAUAAGCGAGCAAUAGGCGAGGAUUUUACUUUGUUUGGCAAAGAGCGCAAUGAUGAUGUACCAAGACCCCCAGCCAAAGUGAUGGACUACUCUUCAUCUAGUGAUGAAAUUGAGAGCAGUGAUGAAGAGGAAGACGAAGAGGGUGACACUGAGAGGCAAGAAGAGACUGCAGAUUCAUCUGUGACACGCAUACGGAAGUGCCAAGAUGGAGACACUGAUAGUGUAAACACUAUGGUGGUUCAUGAAGAUGAGGAGCCACCAGUUGUCAACACUACAAGUAAUACAUAUGGUGAAGACACUAUGAUUGUGCAGAGGACUCCAGAGGAGGAACGCAGUCGACUACAUGCAGACAGCAAUGGCUAUACAAACCUCCCUGAUGUCGUGCAGCCCAGUCACUCACCCACUGAAACCAAGGGGCAAAACUCCUCUCCAGACAAGGAUAGCAGCACUGACUAUCAGUCUCGAGGCCUUGUGAAAGCUCCAGGAAAAAGCUCCUUUACAACAUUCGUUGACCUUGGCAUGUACCAAGGUGGUGGCGGUGGUACAGAGCCUGUGCCUGUUGGAGGUUUUGUUAGUGCAGAUCCAGUCAGAUUUGAGCAGCUAAAAUAUGAAGCAAGAAAAGGAUCGGUUGUUAAUGUGAAUCCAACCAAUACACGACCUCAUAGUGACACUCCAGAAAUACGCAAGUACAAAAAACGCUUCAGCUCUGAAAUCCUUUGUGCUGCUCUAUGGGGAGUAAACCUUCUGGUUGGCACUGAAAAUGGGUUGAUGUUGCUGGAUCGUAGUGGUCAGGGCAAGGUCUACAGUCUUAUCACCCGCAGGCGAUUUCAGCAGAUGGAUGUAUUGGAAGGGCUAAACUUGCUCAUCACAAUAUCUGGCAAAAGGAACAAGUUAAGGGUGUACUACUUGUCAUGGCUUAGGAACAAAAUCCUUCAUAAUGACCCUGAGGUUGAGAAAAAGCAAGGAUGGACUACAGUUGGAGAUAUGGAGGGCUGUGUGCACUACAAAGUUGUUAAGUAUGAGCGUAUUAAAUUCUUGGUGAUUGCUCUGAAAAGCUCAGUGGAGGUAUAUGCUUGGGCACCGAAGCCUUACCACAAGUUUAUGGCAUUUAAGUCUUUCACAGAUCUUCCCCACAAGCCAUUAUUAGUAGAUCUAACUGUAGAAGAAGGUCAGAGGCUAAAGGUCAUCUAUGGUUCCAGUGCUGGGUUCCAUGCCAUAGAUGUGGAUUCUGGGAACAAUUAUGAUAUUUAUAUUCCUGUGCAUAUCCAAAGUCAGAUUACACCUCAUGCAAUUAUCUUCCUGCCAAAUACGGACGGUAUGGAGAUGCUUCUGUGCUACGAGGAUGAGGGUGUUUAUGUGAAUACCUAUGGGAGAAUUAUCAAAGAUGUAGUACUGCAGUGGGGAGAGAUGCCCACUUCUGUCGCGUACAUCUGCUCUAAUCAGAUCAUGGGCUGGGGGGAGAAGGCGAUAGAAAUCCGAUCAGUGGAGACAGGUCACUUGGACGGGGUGUUUAUGCACAAACGAGCCCAGCGGCUGAAGUUCCUGUGUGAGCGCAACGAUAAGGUGUUUUUCGCCUCGGUCCGUUCUGGAGGAAGUAGCCAGGUGUACUUCAUGACAUUAAACAGAAAUUGUAUUAUGAAUUGGUAAUAAUUAAAUAAAGUAUCUAUGGAUGCUGAGUGACAGUGGCAAAAUUACUUCAGACACUGGAUUGUACAUAAUUUAUCUUCAAAAGACUUAUGAAAAAAGAUGCCUUGAAUACGUUUCAAGAAGCUUGCUUUAAAAGGAUGCAAUUAUUUGUUGGAGCCUUGUGGGAAGCGAUCUCAUGCCUACAUCUUUCUGGUCACUUGACUUGCCUAUCAUGCUUUGAUAAUGGAAUGCCUACUAUAUGAUCGGUGGAGGACAAUCACAUUAUGAAUCUGUGCUUUGAGUGUUCAGAAUGUAUUGUUUGCACCCCUCUUGACUCAUGGUCAUUUCUGUUAGGUGUGGCAGUAAAAGGCAAAUAUAAUUAUAUGGACAUCAAUUUGGUCAUGUAAAAAAUAGUUUAUAUUUUUUAUUGGAAGAUUAGUGCUGGGGAAUGUGAAAGUUCUCCUUUGUAUUCCCUUUCCUGAAAUGCAGAAAUUGACAUUUUGUACAGUGGACUGUUCUCAAAGUAUGAGAAAGCAGAUGACUAUGUUAAUUGGUUAUUCAGUAGAUAGUCCAAUCUCCUCCUUUCUUUAUGCUUUAUUGUAUUUUAUAUUUGUGGAAAACUGCUUUACAUGUGAGCUGUAAAAUGGAUCAGGAAGGGACAAGCAAGUCUAAAACAAAGAAACCGUGAAAUAUGAAGGCCAGAAGCUAGGUAACGUGUAUCUGUAUUUGACUUUUUAAUGGGGAAUGAAAUUUAGGAUCUCAGUUGUAGCAGCAUGCCCUCAUUUACCCGUUAACCAUUUCCCAUGGUUUUGGAGGGGUCCUUCCUUCUAAUGUAGCCUUCCUCCAGCAAAGUAUGCCAUAAUUUCCUAUUUUUAUGUUUUUAUUUUUUUAUUAGCUGGCAUCCUCUGUCUUUGUGAUGGACAGAAGUUGCUUGCACAGCUGUUGUCUUGGCGUCUUUGGAGUUGUCACGUGAAGCUAAAAUGAUAUUAACAAAUAAGAACAAAAUGUACACGACUGUGUGUGAUGUGUACAUAUUCUGUUCUAUUGGGGUUCUAAAGCAGUAGUCACUGUGUUGUAUGUGCAUGCCUCAUCAUUUGCUUACUGUGAUGUUUAGAAUGGCAUGCAUAAUACUUAAAUCAUCGUCUGGUAGUUGUCAUCUGUUACAGCUGCGUGACUUCAUUAUCAGCUGUUAGAUCUUGCAUUUUUCUCCGAUUAACUUUUUAGAGAUUUUUAAUUAUAACAGUCCUUGAUGUGCAUCAUGGGGAAAUGUAAUGCUCAUGUCAGAGUUGGGAAGACUAGUUUUUUCUUUCUGAACACCUCAGAGGAUUUUUUUAAAAAUCUUUUGAUGUGCAUCAUAUUCUAAGACUAUUAGUUUGUUGCGUGAACCAGUGUGUUGAUGUCAUCGUAAGGUUGCAGGACGACAUGAGAGAGAACAUCCUUCAUAUGUGUACCAUACAGGUAAUUGCCUGCAUAAGAGGUGGACAAGUAAUGCUUUAUCUGUCUUCCGUUACUUCUGAUGCAGUUUCCAUAAUGGAUCAUUUUACUUGGCAUAAUUUGCUUUCCAAGAUGGACUAUUUGUCUGGUUCACUAUUCAUUGCAUUAAUGUACUGAUCUGAUUCAUACCAAGAUGAGUAUUGUCCUGAUAUAUUUUUGUUUAUAUUUGACCCACUUCUGUUUAAGUGCAAUGAAAUUCCAGUAUGCAAUACUAUUUUGACCUGCUUCAAUAGAGGCCUUCGAGUGUUAUAAUUGAAGAAAACUAAAAGUAAUUAGCUCUGAAGCAGUAGUCCUGUUGAGAUUAAAUCUUAAUGUGUUUGUGCUGGAUUAAAUGGCAUGCUGGACUGCAUGUGUCAUGUCAGUCCUGCUACAGGGUAUAAAUUCAAGAGAGGUGAUUUUUAAACACUUUGGGCUUCAGUUCUUAUUUAGGACAUCUCAGAAGCGGUAUAGUUGUAACUUUAAAUUAGGAGCAUUGAGUGUUUGGUAAAGCUCUAUAUUGCAUCCCUUUGGAUAAGAUAUUCCAUCCCUUUGGAUAAGAUGGAGCAAGUCCAACUUGCACGCUGCAGGUAUUAAUUUGUGGAGACAUUGCUUGAUGUGUUUAUUGCACAGCCAUGAUGAAAUAUGGAAUGACUGAGCAUUGCUGUUUUGAAGGACAGAUAACUGUUAUAGUUGUGGUUACUGGUAAAUAGACUGCAUUUUUUUUUUUCAUGUUUUGGGGGGAUACUUGUGCUCCUUUUUAUUGCAUUUUUUCAGUGAGGACGAUUUGCAGGAAAAGGACAUCUUUGAAGAUUACAUUUCAUUCUGGCCUGUUCUAUGAUUUCUAGCUGAAGAAGAAACCGUUAAGAGUUGUAUAGUUUUCUAGGUAGAAUUGUAAAGUAGGGAAUGCUGUUUUAAGAAACACCCAGGGGAGAAUGCUACAUUGAGUAAGUGGACCUGAAUUCAUUCCUUGCCAUCUGUCUUACAUGAUCUUGUGUUAAUUUCAUCUCAAAAGACAAUACACAUUACCAGGUGGUGUUACAAACUU